Vicia villosa (hairy vetch) is the source of this 1429-nucleotide messenger RNA. Its product is annotated as F-box/kelch-repeat protein SKIP11-like. Gene Ontology annotation, cellular component: nucleus. Gene Ontology annotation, molecular function: protein binding. The transcript has a single exon. The record is from RefSeq and is a predicted model, not a curated record. Bases 110 to 1315 code for a protein of 401 amino acids. Lineage: Eukaryota; Viridiplantae; Streptophyta; Magnoliopsida; Fabales; Fabaceae.
UCUAUUUGAUGCCAAAAUCAUAUAAGAAAGAUAAAUAAUUUGAUUUUUAUUAUCAUAACUUUAUGGUUCUUCAAAGAAAAAAAAUUGAACAAAUAUAGAAAAAACAUAAAUGAUGUCUAAAAACAUAGAAGACCGAGUGGAUGAUCCUAAGGAAAAGGAAGAGAAAAAUAAUCAAGAAAAGGGAAAUCAAAAGAAUUCCAUUUCCCCUUCCCAUUUAAAAGGAAAUAACAAUGGAAAACGACAUGCUGGUGAGACUUCUGAUCCGAGUUUUCUUAUUCAACAAAUUGGUCGGGAUAUAUCAAUUCAAUGUCUCCUUCAAUUGUCAAGAUCUGAUUAUGGAUCAAUUGCUGCAUUAAAUACGAGUUUUCGAUCACUAAUUCGAUCUGGGGAACUUUAUCAACUUAGGAGAAAAAUGGAAAUAAUAGAACAUUGGGUUUACUUCGGUUGUGAAGUUUUUAAAUGGGAGGCAUUUGAUCCAAAUCGUGGUCGAUGGAUGCAAUUACCUAAAAUUAUUUGUGAUGAAUGCUUCAUGUUGUCUGAUAAGGAGUCACUGGCUAUUGGUACUGAGCUUUUAGUUUUUGGUAAGGAAAUAAUGGCUCCUAAAAUUUAUAAGUAUAGUAUUCUAACAAAUACGUGGUCAGUUGGGAACAUGUUAAAUACUCCUAGAUGCUUGUUUGCUUCUGCUAGCUAUGGAGGAAUUGGCAUAUUAGCGGGUGGUUGUGAUAUGCGUGGUAACAUCUUAAGAUCUGCUGAGCUAUAUAACUCUGACACUAGAAAAUGGGAAACUCUUCCAAACAUGAAUAAAGCAAGAAAAAUGUGUUCAGGUGUAUUUAUGGAUGGAAAAUUUUAUGCCGUUGGUGGGAUUGCAGCUGACAAAAUAACGCAACUUACAUGCGGUGAAGAGUUUGAUAUGACGACAAAAACCUGGCGUGAAAUACCCAACAUGUUCUUAAUACAAAAUGAGGUGCUUGAGACACCAACCUCUUUUGGGUCACCUCCAUUGAUUGCUGUUGUAAAAAAUGUGUUAUAUGCUGCUGAUUAUUCACGACGUGAAGUAAAGAAGUAUGUUAAAGGAAAUAAUUCAUGGGUUACCAUUGGAGGAUUUCCCGCGCAAGCAAACUCGAUGAAUGGUUGGGGACUAGCGUUUCGGGCAUGUGGCGAUAAGCUAAUAUUUCUUGGAGGUCAUAAUCUUCAUGGUAGAGGAAUGCUUGAGAUUAAUGCUUGGGUCCCAGACGAAAACGCGCCACAGUGGAAUCGGCUUGCGACAAAGGAAUCAAGGAGUUUUGUUCAUAACUGCACUGUGAUGGGAUGUUGAUGUUGUUUAGUGUUGUAUGAGUUUUACUUGUUUUAUGAUUUGAAGAUUUUAAUUUAUCCCCAAAUCUUGUUUUUUAUUGAUUUCUAGUUUGUUAAUGUGGGUGUUUCUUUUGUA